This is a messenger RNA of Fusarium proliferatum ET1, 954 nucleotides long. RefSeq lists its product as uncharacterized. Gene Ontology annotation, molecular function: structural constituent of ribosome. The record is from RefSeq and is a predicted model, not a curated record. The transcript has a single exon. NCBI's taxonomy places the organism in Eukaryota, Fungi, Ascomycota, Sordariomycetes, Hypocreales, Nectriaceae. Gene Ontology annotation, cellular component: mitochondrial large ribosomal subunit. Bases 1 to 954 code for a protein of 317 amino acids.
AUGCGCCUCCGAACAACGACAUCCCAAAAAUCUCAACUCCAAAAGGUCAUUGAUAUUGUCGACGAUCAGCGCAUCUCGAAGGGGGCACUCCGCGCUCGAAAAUCUCCGCCUGCCUCGACACCCAUUGAAGACCAAUGUCUCGUAUAUAACUGGGAAAUCGCAAUCCGAGACUCGAUAACCAAUAUCAUGGCAUCCUGGGCCCCCGCUCGGCCGGCUCUGAAGGCCCUGGCCUCAUUAUCGACAACGACUCCCGCCCGACUAUUCAGCACAACUCUUCCUCAGCAGACCAAGACGAUCAAGUCACAUCUUCUACCCAACCGUCUGAUCCCCCCAUACCCCUAUGGCGAGCGAAGAGUCUACAAGCAGUCCAACAAGGGUCUAUACGGCUCAGCGAGAAUUCGUUUCGGCAACACUGUUGCGGAAAAGUACAACAACAAGGCCCGUCGAUUCUGGCGUCCAAACGUUCACGUCAAGGUCUUCAGGCUACCCGCCAUACAAGCCAACGUCAAGACCCGCCUCACACUCCGAGUUCUCAAGACCAUCCGCCGAGAGGGUGGUCUCCAGGAAUAUCUUCUAAAGAGCAAGCCCGCCAGGAUAAAGGAGCUUGGCCCCGGUGGCUGGAACUUGAGAUGGCUGCUCAUGCAGUCCAAGGACAUUCAGAAGCGGUUUAAUGAGGAGCGCAUUGCUUUGGGCAUGCCGCCCAAGGAGAUUGAGGACCGGGAUGAUAUUAUCCAGUAUGCACUCGAUUUCGCUACUCCGGGCCCCCUAAGCAAGCGUAGUCAAGCAACUCUGGGUGAACUUCUGGCGCGGGAGUUUGUGUUGGGUGACGAGGAUUUGGCUGAUUUGGAGGGCAUUCAAGAGUUGUCAGACGAGGACGAGGCCCUGUUAUUCAAGCAGCUCGAUGCAGAGAUGGAAGCCAGAAAAACGCGAGGCGAGCAAAAGAUUACUGUGUAA